Cladocopium goreaui is the source of this 1822-nucleotide messenger RNA. Lineage: Eukaryota; Dinophyceae; Suessiales; Symbiodiniaceae. The record is from the annotation of a GenBank genome assembly.
UAUUUGCCAGUAGCAUUCACUGUUCCAAAUAUGCCUUCCUGAAACUUGCAGCCAUGUUGGGUUGCUGGGCCGUUUUCUUUGCAGCUCAAUCUCUCUCCGUAUCAGCGCAAGACGUUGAUGUGGAAGGUGAUGCCUUGUUGGACGAUCUAGCUGCUUUGAAACAAGAACUUCGCGCUCUUCGAUUGGAGUUGAAACCAGCUCUCAUGGGUCGCCAACUUCAGAAUGAAGCUUUUAGUUCCUCUUAUUUUUUUGCAGAGGUGGAAGAUUUGAAAGCACAGGACAAGGAAAUCCAAAGCUCCUUGGACACGAUCUGGAUCCUUUGCUGCUGUUUCGUGGCAUCGUUGAUGCAUGCAGGCUUUGCCAUGUUGGAGACAGGCUCCUGCAGAGCACGCAAUGCUUCAAACCUUCUCUUGAAGAAUGUGAUGAAUAUGUGUGUCGGUACCCUAGGUUGGUGGUUGUUUGGAUGGGCUUUCGCAUUUGGAGAACUUCGUGGUGGCUUCUUGGGAACGACAGGCUUUGCUGGUUCCGAUUUCCUGCUAGCCAAUGACAAGGGUAUCAGUGCAGGUCAGAGCUGCGCAGAUGGCAGUUGUGUAAGCCGGCUCGUCCAAUGCUUUUUCCAGUGGAUCUUUUGCACAACUUGUGUCACCAUUGUCAGUGGUGGAGUUGCAGAAAGAGCCAAGACAGGCAGCUAUAUGUGGUAUUCCUUGCUGAUGACAUCCAUCAUCUACCCCUGUGUGGUGGCAUGGACCUGGGGUGGUGGUUGGCUUUCCACCUUUCAAGGUGUUGGAUUCACAGACUUCGCUGGAUCCAUGGUGGUCCACAUGACCGGUGGCAUUGGUGCUUUGAGCGGAGUUAUUGUUUUGGGGCCUCGGAAAGGUCGUUUUGAGGAUCCAAAAGCCUUUGAGCCACACAGCUUGCCUCUAGUUGUGUUGGGAACGCUGAUCUUGUGGUUUGGCUGGCUGGGAUUCAACGCUGGCUCGACCUUAUCACUUCACAGCAAGGAUUCUGCUGCACUAGCCGCCCAAGUGGCAAUGAACACUGUUCUGGCAGGAUCCUCUGGUGGCCUCACCGUCUUCCUGCUUCGUUUAGUAAUAUCGAGAAAAUAUGAUGUGUGCGGCUUGUGCAAUGGCAUCUUGGCUGGCUUGGUCUCAAUAACUGCUGGAUGUGGAAACAUGACUUGCUCCAGUGCCAUUCUUGCGUGCUUCAUUGGCGGGUGCGUCUACCAAGCAUUUUCCAUGCUCCUGAUCAAGUUCCAGAUCGACGACCCGUUGGAUGCUAGCUCAGUGCAUGGUGCAUGCGGCUUCUGGGGCGGUCUUGCUGCAGUGCUCUUUGACUGGGGCCAUUCAGAGAACCAUUUCCAUGGAAGCAAUGGUUGGAACUGCAAGGUCUCGGCAGGCUCAGGCGCAGGAGUUUGUGAAGAGGAUCUCUUUGGAACUGCUUUAUUGGCACAGCUGGUGUGUUUGCUGGUCAUCGUGGCAUGGGUGUUGGCUUGUUCUAUGAUUGUGUUCAUCAUCUUGUCGCUUCUGGGACAGAUUCGAAUCACACAGAAAACGGAAGAGACUGGAGUUGACGAAGAGCAGCAUGUACAGACCGCCUAUGCGAUUUAGAGCCGAAUCAGUCUCGGCCAGCGGCCAAGAACCGAUGACCCGUGUCACCCAUGGAACAUGCUAGCAACAUGGUUUGCAGCACAGUGACAUCACAGUGACACUGCGUAAAUAGCAUCAGGUCACAAUCAGGUCAAAUGUCAUUUGUUUGCUUCGAAGAAGCCUCUAAGCAUUUGUACCUUUACAGACCCGAGACUGUCCAACCAAUGGAAUGGAAC